UGUUUGUUAUUUAGACUACACAAUAUUCGGCCAGCGCUGUCUGGAUGAUGCACAACUUGUACACUCCCGGGAUGGAGGAACCACGGAACGCAGAGGCUCUUGAAUGACAACAGUGCGGAAUCUCACGAUAUCAGGCAUAGUCGGUACGAAGGCGGUGUAAUAAUGACUCCACUAGGCUGAGGUAUGUCGUGUUUGUGCAUGCCGUUUUAUGUCUGACUGUGGUUGCUAUAUGACAGAAAUGGAUGCGGCUCUCUUAUCCAGUAUCGUCCACUUUAUCGUCCUCAGCGUAACCCCUGCCAUGGCUCUUAGAUGCUCUUUCCGAACUAGCCAAUCUGCUCACCCUUCACGCUAUCUGAUGUGCCUUCUACGUGGGUCCCCGAAGCUGAACUGCGCCUCCGAAUGUGAUCGCCAUUGUGUAUGUCCGCUCUCAAACCAUUUCCCAUGGUAGGUUCGCUAAGUGCAACUCUCAGGAAGCUAAUUUCGAACGCGAAUGCGGUGUACGUGGUAUCUUACGGCUAGGCGCAACACAAUUGCGUUGCACGUCACGUGCCUCCCCUUUAGCGUCCUCAUAAUCGCUCUAUCGAUGACUGCAGUUUAUUGUGCCAGAGCAGCAAUUGUCAUUAUGAUUCAGAGGUAACUAGGUCUCCCCAUCGAUUCUGGCGCCGUUCACUGACCUCCAAUUGAAGUGCAUUUUACGCAGCGGGUUGUCUCGUUGCUAUUGCCCACCAUUGUCACCUUCGACAUGCUGGCCACCUCCUGGGCUAUAUCUCUCCGUCUGAGAGCCCUUGCGGUAUACACACACAUCCAAAAUCUUCUCCUGUAUGCAAGAUGCCAACGUUCAUCCGGCUACCUCCUCCAGAGCUCCAGCCGACUCUCCGUCGUGACCCGGACUCGCUCUCUACCAACACUCCGUCGAUUUCGGAAUGGCCGAGCAGUCGAACCUCGAUGGCUAGCUCGAGCUCCUUCUUAAUGAACUACACGCCAAUCCCUCCAUCUGACAGCCAGUCCUACUUCGCGCCUCCAUUCGCAUCGCCCAGACACACCUGCGACAGAUGGCAGUCGUGGGUGGUAGAUGACUCCACAGAAGCCCUUCUUCCUUCGAGUCACGCAUCCUCGAGUCACGACCGCAACACUAGCAAAAGCACACGUCUUCGGUCUGGAACCGAGACAAGCGACGACAGCUGGCGCUCCGACCCAGACUGCGCGGUGUGCCGCAGCUCCGUCACCAUAAAGCGCGCUGUCACACGCGAGGACGUCAUCGACUCGUGGAUGCAGAAGCUGCCGUCGCGGAACACCGAGUGGGACGCGACGUCGCAGGCGUCUGGUGUUACGGUCAGCAGCGCUGGCACCGGUUUCUUCUCGAUCGAGGGCGCGGAGGACACGUCCGAGUGGUUCAUCCCAUUUCAUGGCCCAAACGUCGAGACAGGCCCGAACCCGUCCGGGCGGAAUAUGCAGGAGGAUGAUAGCUCGGAUAUGGAGAGGGAUAUCGCACUGGGGCCUAGGGAGCUGUCGGAAGGCAGGAUAGUCGAUGUCAGGGAGGUCAGAGAGUAUGCUUGCAGAGUAGAGGUGCCAAGGUCGAAAAGGACGCUGAGGAGGAAGGUCCUGAAGACGAUGCUACCGUGCUUCCCUGUACCCUAGAGCCCAUCAUCUACUACUUUACAUAGUACAGCGAUCAAACUGAAACGUCGUCCAUCGUAACUUUGUGGCGUGGCUGUGCUCGGACCUUGCACGAGUCGGCGCCUAGUCCUUAA
Messenger RNA from Phanerochaete carnosa HHB-10118-sp, 1751 nucleotides. RefSeq lists its product as uncharacterized. The record is from RefSeq and is a predicted model, not a curated record. The transcript has a single exon. Lineage: Eukaryota; Fungi; Basidiomycota; Agaricomycetes; Polyporales; Phanerochaetaceae. The coding region runs from base 829 to 1638 and encodes 269 amino acids.